This is a messenger RNA of Megalobrama amblycephala (Wuchang bream), 1513 nucleotides long. RefSeq names its product G kinase anchoring protein 1 (gene gkap1). The transcript has 12 exons. The record is from RefSeq and is a predicted model, not a curated record. Bases 81 to 1199 code for a protein of 372 amino acids. Lineage: Eukaryota; Metazoa; Chordata; Actinopteri; Cypriniformes; Xenocyprididae. Gene Ontology annotation, biological process: signal transduction. Gene Ontology annotation, cellular component: Golgi apparatus.
GCCGCCAUACUCUCGUCUGUGUUUGCAGUUUCCAUUCGCACGAAGCCGAGGCGAGGAUACCGACAGUCAUAACCAGGUUCAUGAUGGCAUCAACAAUGAUCUCAGUGCCCACCACGGCAUCACGCUUCGCUCUGCUGCAGGUCGACUCUGAUUCUGACACCGAUUCGGAUGCAGGAAAGCCAAAGGCCGGUCGUGGAGCUGGGAAGCCUCGCUCUGGGAAAUCUCCAAGCGGGAAGACCAACCAAAAUGCAGACAAAAAGAAAGAGAAGAGAAGACGAAAGAAGGAACAGCAGCAGAGUGAAGCCAAUGAGCUCAGGAGUCUUGCUUUUAAGAAGAUCCCUCAGAAGUCUGCGGUACCUCCCUCCACACUCACGCUCCAGGAUUUAGCGAAUGAUCUGGUCAACCCGGCAGCUGUCCAGCAUGGCUCCAAGCCCCAGGAGAACUGGCAGGAGUGGAAACAGAGAGAUGAACAGUUGACCAGUGACCUGUAUGAGGCAGACCUUGAGAAGGCCUUGAUUCUGAGUAAAUUGGAAUUUGAGGAACAUAAAAAGGAUCCUGAAAAAACAGAGACGGCAUCGCCAAAGACAAAGGCAGGAGGAAAGAAGGACAGGAAGAAGAAUCAGCAGGGGAAAGACAAACGAGUCACUGUAUCUCUCAAAGACUUCCAGCAGGAGGGUGGUGUGGAUCAGCAGAAUAAGAAGCCUGACAGAGAGCCUGUGAAUCCUGCGCUGCGUGACGACAAGUUUUUCAACCAGCUAGAGGAUGAUGUGAGCAAGAUCGUCCAACGGGACAAACGCAGAGAGCAGUACAGCAACAGCGCCGGUCAUGAGGUCAACACAUCCUCAGAGCAGGAGCAGGAUGUGAGAACUGAACAGUUAAAAUAUGAACUGGAAAAGAAAGACCAGGAAAUUGGAAAGUUGAAAAAGACGAUUUCACAAUGGGAGGAAAGAUACAAGGAAGUGAAGGCCAGAAACGGUCAGCUGCUUAAAAUGCUUCAACAGGGAGAAAUGAAGGACAAAGCUGAAAUUCUGCUGCAGGUGGAGGAGCUCCUAAACAUUAAAGAGGAGUUGUCCUCGCAGGUGUCACAAUUGCACACAGCUCUGGAACAAGAGAGGUCAAAAGUGAAGGGCUUACAGUCAGAGCAACCGAAACAUCAGGGGAACCGGAAGGGUAAAAAAGCAUCAGAAGGGGAUGUAUGAAGAUGCAUGUUAAAGGACAGACAGCUUGAAUGCCUUUUGUCAAGCUGCUAAUAUCUUUAAUAUCUGUUCAAAACACCACACACACUCUUAACCAAACUACCACCAUCAUACAUGCAUUUUGUUUUCCUGCUUAUUGCUGCACAGUUCUGAUUACCGUGGCUUAUGAUAACAACAGAGGAUGAUUUUCUCUGGAACGGACGUUCAUCUGUCAGUGCCACUGGAUUUACACUGUAGAAUAAAUCCACUUCUGUUCUGUGCACUAUCGAUGAAAGGUAUACAAUCUUGAAUUCUUUUCAAUAAAGAUGUUAAUCUUA